This is a messenger RNA of Acanthamoeba castellanii str. Neff, 1980 nucleotides long. Its product is annotated as ABC transporter, ATPbinding domain containing protein. The transcript is spliced from 12 exons. Gene Ontology annotation, cellular component: membrane. Gene Ontology annotation, molecular function: ABC-type transporter activity; ATP hydrolysis activity; ATP binding. The record is from RefSeq and is a predicted model, not a curated record. NCBI's taxonomy places the organism in Eukaryota, Discosea, Longamoebia, Acanthamoebidae. The coding region runs from base 1 to 1980 and encodes 659 amino acids.
AUGGAGGACAUCGACCAUCUCGAUGACGGAGGGGCGGGAAGCGGCGUCGGCUCAUCUUCCCCGUCGGCCUUCUCCUCUUCGGCCUCGUCGUCCGUAGCGUCGAGCCUGGCGUCAACACCCGGAGCCAGAGGUUCGGCGAUCGAAUUCAAUCACCUGAAUGCCCCGGCGAUGGUGGCGGUGCUCGGUCCCUCUGGUGGUGGCAAAACCACCUUCAUCAGGACUGUGUCAGGCCAUGCCGACCACUCGGCUUACAACAUCAGAGGUUCGGUAGUGGUCGACGGUCAGCCCCUGACACCCAAGCUGGCCAGGGAGUUCGGGUAUGUGCUGCAGCACGAGAAGCUGCACCCGAACCUGACCGUGUGGGAGGCCCUCAUGUUCUCCGCCCUGCUCGGCCUGCCGCGCACGCUCAGCUACCAGCAGAAGAAGCAGAGGGUCAAGCAAGUCCUGCGUGCCAUCGGCCUGCUCAAGGUGAAGAAUUCGAUGAUCGGCGACACAGAGGAGGGUCUCUCGGGCGGUGAGCGCCGGCGCCUGGCUAUCGGCAUCGAGCUCCUCAAAAACUCCAAGAUUCUGUUUCUCGACGAGCCGACGUCGGGUCUGGACGCGCACUCAGCCUACUACGUCAUGGAGCUCCUGCGCGAGCUGGCGAUGGACAACCGGCUGGUGAUCACCUCCAUCCACCAGCCGCGCGAGGAGAUCUUCCAGAUGUUCACGCACGUGAUGCUCUUCUACGAGGGCCGCAUGCUCUUCUUCGGGUCGCAGCAGCAGCUCCAGGCCUUCUUCACCCUCCACGGCCUCGUCGUGCCCAAGGGCAUGUCCUCCGCCGACUUCAUGGUGGACCUGGCGUGCCGCGGUGAGUUCCCGGAGUGGGACGAGAGCGAUCUGCCCCAGGUCACGGAGGAGGGGGAGGAAGAGAGCUCGCUCGAUGCGCCGGAGAGCAGCAAGGCCUCGGGCUUCGUGGAGGCCGACCUGAGCGCGGCGGCCAAGAAGAAGCAGCAGCAGGCCGGCAAGGGGAAGAACGGCAAGUACGCACAGCUCCAGGAGGACCAGGGCCUGCCCGAGCUGGGCCUUGAGGACGACAGCUUCCUCAAUGACGACUUCAACCAGGACGAUGACGGGCAACAGGGCGCCCCCAUCAGCAUGCAGUUCCUGGUGCUCAUGUACCGCAGCAUGUUGAUCAACGUGCGCGACGGAGCCAACAGCUGGAUGCUCCUCUUCAUCGGCGCGGCCGUGGCCACCGUGGCGGCGCUCAUGUUCCGCUACAUCUCGACCUCGGACUUCCUCUUCCUGCGUAACGCCUACUUCCUCGGCUGCUUCUACGUCGUCGAUCUGCCCUCCUUCUCGCUCCACAGGUGGUACACCGACAACGAAUUCUUCCGGCAUGAAUUGAAUAACGGCUACUACCGGCUGUUACCGCUGUUCAUCGCCGAGACGAUCGUGACCGACCUGCUGAAAUACUUCUUCAUCGCCCUCACCUUCUCGUCGAUCUUUUACCCGAUCGUGCCGUUCGACCACUCCUUCGACGGGUGGCUGUACGCCUUCAUCAUCUACUACCUCGGCGCGCAGUGCUUCAUCUCCGUCGCCCGUAUCCUCACCUGCACCCUCGUGUGGGACGAGUCCUACUCGCACAGUGCCUACGGUUUCUGCGGCGUGGUGAUUGGUCUGACGUGCGGCGUGCUCGUGCUGCCGAGCGACCUGCCUCCGGUCUACAACUGGGCCUACGCGAUCAACCCCAUGUCCUACAUGAUCAACGGCCUCACCCUCCACGAGUUCAAGGGCCGGCUCAGCGGAGAGGACGAGAAGAAGCUGGACGAGCUCUGGCCGCAGAACCCCUGGGAAAACGUCGUCAUCGUGUUCUGCUACUAUCUUCUGUUGCGCGUGAUCAUUUUCCUAUCCAUGUUCUGGAUCAAGCGAAACCGUCCGUCGCUCGGCUACUACAUCAAGCGCUGCUUUGGCAGUCGAACCAAGCCCGUCUACCACUGA